AAUUAUUAUUUAUAUGCCUUUAUAGCCAGUCUUAAUUUUGGGGAUUGUCGCUGUGCCUUUAGAUAGGCCUAUAUCGUUUUCGAACAUUGUACAUUACAUGGUCCAAUAAAUGCAGUUCUCUGAAUGGGAAGACAAACACAUUGUAAAGAAGAUAUCCAAUAGCGUCAAGGGCUACCUCUGUUUAAAAUGCAUUCGCUGGGGAGACUUGGAAUGAAUUGAAGUGGAAGACCCAUAUGGAAAUCUGAAUUGGAUAGUGCUCCAUCUCUGCAGAAUACUGUUGGCGUGGCAUUUCAUUAUUUUUUACCGAGUAUUCAUCACAACUAGUAAGUAGGCAUAUAGUCGAUAUUUUGCAGACUCAUUGAAUCGAGUGGAUUGGACGUAGCUACUAUGGAAACGUAGUUAUCAACAGUGCAGGAUGUAUAGGAUUACGGGAUUGCAGUUAAUACUUCUCUGUGCAGUUCCAUUCGUCACCAUAUUAAUAACACUGCUGUUUCUGUGCUUAUGUUGUGAUAAUGGGAAGUGUUUGAAACGGUACCGAUUCGGUAAAGAGCCUCAGCAGAAAAAGAAAGAAUCGAUCACAUCCAGCCUUAUAUACGUUACACCAAAGAAAAAGAAAAAGAAUGAUCUUAGUUUAUCAGAUAUAAACAGAGGACUUCCAGAUACAUUCGUUAUACCAGGAACGCCACCUGCUCAUAGAGAAGUAGUCGCAUGUCAACAACCACCAAUAAGUAAUCCAAGAAUAAUGGAUCGGCAACAUUCCAUGACGUCAAAGCUAGACCCCACAACAUUUGAUCCUUCCAGCGACAUGUACAAGCCACCACCAGAACCUCCCAGGAAAAAGUCAUUAGUGGAAGGACCUAGUCUUGGAAUUCUGAAUUUUGAAUUAAAAUAUUCGCCUGAUAUGAAUUUAUUAACUCUGCGCUUGAUCGAAGCAAGGAAUUUGCAGCCGCAAGAUUUUAGCGGAACGGCUGAUCCGUACUGUAAAGUUACCAUUCUGCCCAACUGUCCAAAAACGAUGCAAAGUAAAGUGCUUAGGAAGACUUUGAACCCGCAGUUCAAAGAGAGUUUUGUAUUUGAGAUUCCAGAAUUUGAUAUACAUAGGCAGACUGUUAAAAUACAAUUGUACGAUUUUGAUCAGUUUUCCCGAGACGAUUAUAUAGGCGAUGUUUUACUUCCGCUAGAUAAUGUGGAUCUUAGUGACAAGUUAGAAGUUUGGAAGGAAAUCAAGAAGUUGAAGGAAAAGAAAAUGAAGAAUAUGGAGGUGCCUAAUCUGGGUGAUAUAAUGUUCUCGCUAUCUUAUCUGGAGACAGCCGAACGUCUUAAUAUAGUUAUUCUGAAAGCACGAAACCUGAAACAAGUUAGUGAAAAGAAAGAUCCAGAUCCGUACGUGAAAGUAUCUGUAUUUCAUGCGGGGAAGCGGUUGAAAAAGAAGAAAACCACGUCUAAACAUAGUAUAGUCCAUCCUGUCUUUAAUGAAGCCCUAGUUUUUAACGUUUCGAAGAACUUUCUGAAAUACUUAAAAUUGGAAGUUAGUGUCAUUCACGACAACAGGGUUGGACAGAAUGAGGUUCUAGGCAAGGUGAUAGUUGGACCAGAUUCACAUGGAGAGGAGCUUGCUCACUGGAAUGACAUGAUUACCUCAAGCAAGGCCGUUGCAAGAUGGCACCGACUCUUUCCAUGAUAGCCUAUGUUUUUUUAAUUUAUUUUACUAAACCACAUGUACGGAUGAUAUUCGUUGGAUAUGAUAAUAUGGUGUAUCACCAUGACAUUGCUAUGUCAAGUUUCGGCAUCUCCGACGGCCUAAUAAAGUUAAGCACUUUGAGGAUUAGCUUAAAACAGCACGUGCUGUCUCAAUGCAAGACGAAUGCAAAAGAAAAAGUGAGUCUCACGCCUCCAAGCAAGGCCUAGUAUUUUGAUGUCUAGGUUUGCAUUGACGAGUCCAAGUCCAUCUACGUAUCAAGUACUGUACUUGAAAUACUAGGCAAAUAUUAGUAGUGAUACUUAAAUACCGUCACACAGUAAUGUUACUACUCUUAAUAAGCUAUACUAUCGCAAAUGGCUGAGAUUGCUGCUCAAAAUAAUAUCUACAAUUCUCAAGUAUAUGUAUGAUCUGACGUCAGUAAACAGAUAAUGUCAUAAUAUAUAAUAUGUAUACACUUGUAAUAGAAUUGAAAUACAUAUAUACAUGCAGUAAAUACUGUUUUUCAAAGGUCUAAAAGCGAUAAAUACUCAAACAAUUGAUAUAUAGGCAUGUGUAUCCGAUUAGCCUGUUUUACUUUCAUUUCAACUAAACGAUGGCGAUUAUUGGUAGAAGCAAUUGCAAUGGUGCUAUAAAAUUUUGCCGCAUGUUGGUCGUUAGGGAAAAGGACAGUAAUUUAGGACUAAUGAUUUAAUACGGGAGAAUCCAUCAUGUAGAUGGUAGGUGUUACUGAUGAUGAUGAUAAUGAUGAUGAUAAUACGAUGAAUAUGGUGGUAUAGAAGAUAUUAUUGAUAGAUGAUACUGAUUUUUAAAAAAUAAUAAUGAAGGUGAGUUUUAUUUAUUUGAUGAUUAAUAUUAGAAUACCGGAUUUUGUUAUUACUGUUUAAUACAAGACUGAUCAAGGUGAUAAAAUAUCAUGAUAAUUAUUAUGAAGAUGGGAUUAAUAAUAAGGAAAAUAAUUAUGAGUAUAAAUAACAAUGGUGGUGUUAGUAUUUGAUUACCUGACCUAUUGUGUAUAAAUGGUAAUACACUACUGUAAAUACAAGUAACAAGGAGUGAAAUUUGAGGGCUAAGAUUAUGACGAUGAUAUGAAUAUUAUAACGAUACUAAAAAUGAUGGAGAGGAUAAAUGGUGGUGGCCGUAGUGUUAUGUAGGUAAAUGGUAUUUGAUACACGUAUUAUAGACGGAUGAAAUAUGAGGCUGGGAAAACACAUAAGAAAGAUAAGAUGAAUGACUGAUAUUUUUUGGAAAUAUCAGUCUCCCUGACUAUCUCAAUUUAAAUUACCAACGUAAGCCGCAAUUUAUUCUCGAGUUGUCACUGUUUAAGGUGACGUUUCCUUCUGCAGAUGUUAAAAUAAUCUCAAUGAAGGAACUUUAUUGAUCGUGCCCUACGGUGCGGUAUUUUCUCAUUUUUUCUUCUCGGUAGCUUUCGUGCAUAUGAAUUUUUUAGUACAUUAUUCCAUGGAAUUUAGUUAUGGAUAUAUUCGUAUCGUAUGUUUAUGUAAUGAGAGAGAUAACCCUACAGGUUAAUACCACUCGAAUAAGGAACGUAAAUGAUGUUUUUAAAACCAAGGUGAACAAGCGUAGUGUACUAAAUAUAUAUUUUUUAAAUAUUUGUGUGUAUUUUGAGUUGAUGUACUGUGUAUGUUGUUGAUAUUAUUUGACUAUCUUCAUAUUUGAAUGAUAUUUAUUUAGGAAAUCGAUUGUUACUUAGAGGUCGAAGUGGUAUAUUAAAGGGCUACAUGAAAUUUAAGUAAAA
Anneissia japonica is the source of this 3458-nucleotide messenger RNA. Its product is annotated as synaptotagmin-2-like. Gene Ontology annotation, biological process: cellular response to calcium ion; regulation of dopamine secretion; calcium-ion regulated exocytosis. Gene Ontology annotation, cellular component: membrane. The coding region runs from base 416 to 1681 and encodes 421 amino acids. The transcript is spliced from 9 exons. The record is from RefSeq and is a predicted model, not a curated record. Lineage: Eukaryota; Metazoa; Echinodermata; Crinoidea; Comatulida; Comatulidae. Gene Ontology annotation, molecular function: calcium ion binding; phosphatidylserine binding; SNARE binding.